UGUAAUGUCUUCCUGCCUGCAGCUACUCUUUUCUGUUUGCCAAUCCCAGCAUCAGAGGGAGGAGGGGUCACUUGACUGAGACGUUGAAUGAACUGGAGAGAAGAUCUUUCUUCAUGAAGGACGUAACAUAGCUGCAGAGAUGGCUGGGGGAACUCUUAUUCUGCUGUUGGUGGUCAUGAACGUGAACUGGUCCUUCCAAACUUCUGACACAGUGAACCCAUGCUGCUAUUUCCCAUGCCAGCACAAAGGUGUGUGCGUGAGAUUCGACCUGGACCAGUACGAAUGUGACUGCACCCUCACUGGCUACUAUGGAAGAAACUGCACCACCCCUGAAUUAUGGGCUAGGAUUCGGGAUUUCAUCCGUCCGAGCCCUUCCUUUUAUCACUACAUCUUGACUCGUUUCAAGUGGUUUUGGGAUAUAAUAAAUGCUACUUUUAUCCGGGAUAUCAUUGUCAGGCUCGUUUUGACAGUGCGAUCCAAUCUGAUCCCCAGCCCCCCGACUUACAACUCUGCAUACGGUUAUAUUAGCUGGGAAGCAUAUUCCAAUGUAAGCUACUUCACGCGGGUUCUACCCCCUGUGCCAGACGAUUGUCCCACACCAAUGGGAACCAAAGGAAAGCUGGAACUGCCCAACGCCACUUUACUGGUGGAGACCUUUUUAAAAAGGCGCCAGUUCAUCCCCGACCCGCAGCGCACGAACCUCAUGUUUGCCUUCUUCGCCCAACAUUUUACCCACCAGUUCUUUAAGACGUAUGGAAGGAUGGGGCGAGGGUUCAUUAAAGGAUUUGGUCAUGGGGUGGACCUCAGCCACGUCUAUGGAGACUCUAUGGGCCGUCAGCACGCGCUGCGCCUAUUUAAAGAUGGAAAGAUGAAAUAUCAGAUAAUAAAUGGAGAUAUGUAUCCACCAACAGUGCUGGAAGCUCCCGUCCACAUGAUCUACCCGGAGAACAUCCCCAAAGAGAAGCAGUUGGCGAUGGGGCAGGAGGUGUUUGGUCUUCUCCCCGGAUUAAUGAUGUACGCUACUAUUUGGCUCCGUGAGCACAACCGGGUGUGUGAUGUGUUAAAGAAGGAACAUCCCACAUGGGACGAUGAGCAGCUCUUCCAAACCACAAGGCUCAUCCUCAUUGGAGAGACCAUAAAGAUUGUCAUUGAAGACUACGUACAACAUCUCAGCGGUUAUUACUUGAAGCUGAAAUUUGACCCGGAGUUGCUCUUUGGGGUCCAGUUUCAGUACCGGAACCGGAUUGCUGUGGAGUUCAAUCAGUUGUAUCACUGGCACCCCCUAAUGCCCGACAGCUUCCUCAUUAAGGAACAGGAAUAUAACUACAGCAACUUUAUUUACAACUAUUCCAUGCUGACAGACUACGGCGUGGAAGCUCUCGUGGAAUCCUUCUCAACGCAAAUUGCUGGGAAGAUUGGAGGUGGAAAUAAUCUUCACCCUCAUCUGUUGUAUAUUGCGAUCGGGGUCAUCGAUGAGUCCCGCAAACUGAGGCUGCAACCUUUCAAUGAAUAUCGCAAGAGGUUCGGAUUAAAAGCCUACAAAACUUUCCAGGAUUUCACAGGAGAAAAAGAGAUUUCCGCACAACUGGAAGAGCUCUAUGGCCAUAUAGACGCUCUGGAGUUCUACCCCGGCCUCCUGCUGGAGAAAACCCACCCGGGUUCUAUUUUCGGAGAGAGUAUGAUCGAGAUCGGAGCUCCGUUUUCCCUCAAAGGACUUAUGGGGAACCCCAUCUGCUCCCCGGAGUACUGGAAGCCGAGCACCUUCGGAGGAGAGACGGGAUUUAAUCUCAUAAAGACUGCUUCCCUCGAGAAGCUGGUGUGCCAGAAUGUGAAGAAAUGCCCCUUCGUGUCCUUCCACAUGCCGCACUCCACCGGGGAAGAGCGCCAUCUGUCUUCCACAGAAAAGAAGAGCGAUGAGCUAUAGGGGGCCGGGGGAACGCUCAAUGGAUGAAUAUAUUUGUGAUUGUUUUUUAAAGGGAAUUUUGCUAUUAAAUUUUAUGUGUCUCGUUA
Molecule: messenger RNA, 2010 nt
Organism: Rana temporaria (common frog)
Lineage: Eukaryota; Metazoa; Chordata; Amphibia; Anura; Ranidae
Gene: PTGS1
Product: prostaglandin-endoperoxide synthase 1
Exons: 11
Coding region: 140-1924 (594 amino acids)
Biological process (GO): response to oxidative stress; cyclooxygenase pathway
Cellular component (GO): neuron projection; cytoplasm
Molecular function (GO): oxidoreductase activity, acting on single donors with incorporation of molecular oxygen, incorporation of two atoms of oxygen; heme binding; prostaglandin-endoperoxide synthase activity
Source: RefSeq, a predicted model, not a curated record